Messenger RNA from Penicillium longicatenatum, 1080 nucleotides. RefSeq names its product WD40 repeat domain-containing protein. The transcript is spliced from 6 exons. Bases 1 to 1080 code for a protein of 359 amino acids. The record is from RefSeq and is a predicted model, not a curated record. Lineage: Eukaryota; Fungi; Ascomycota; Eurotiomycetes; Eurotiales; Aspergillaceae. Gene Ontology annotation, molecular function: protein binding.
AUGUUCACACUGAAAGAGACAGCAUCUUCAUCGCUGUCGCUACCGACAGACAACUACAUUUACUCCCUUGUGCCGUCUGCAGCCGGCGCCUUUGCCGCUAUCUCCUCGGACGAUUCUCUGCGCGUUUUCGAUGCCGCUAAUCUUAAUCGCGUCGCGGUGGUCUCCCAAAAGGCCCACGACGGAGGUGUCACUUCACUACGGAGCUAUGCAUCAGGUGAAUCACAGCUGCUGGUGACUGGUGGUCGUGAGGGAAAAGUGAAGCUGUGGGAUGUUCGAGCUGGAAAUACAGCGAUAGAGGUAGAAACAAUGAGACAUGCACCUGUGCUCUCUAUUGCAUGCAACCCGGAAACCAAUACCAUUGUCGCGGGUACAGAGCUCCUCUCGUCACAGGCAGUUGUCGCAUUCUGGGAUAUAAGAUCUCCACAGGCUCCGCGCCUUCAAUAUGUGGAGAGCCACAAUGACGAUAUCACAGAGCUUCAAUAUCACCCAGCCCGCAAUAACAUCUUACUUUCUGGCAGCACUGACGGGCUUGUUAAUAUCUAUGACACAACAGUGACAGACGAGGAUGACGCCCUGGUGCAGGUCAUCAACCAUGGCUCGGUUCAUCAUGCUGGCUUCUUGUCCGAGAGUACUAUCUUUGCGCUGAGCCAUGACGAACAGUUCUCUAUUCAUCCAGCCACCAAUCCCGACGAUCCUGGGCAAGAACCCGAGCCAGUAGAGUUCGAUGACGUACGAGAGCCAUUGAGCAUUGAGUAUGUUGUGCAGGUCUGCAUGGGUGGGCAAGGACCGUAUAUUGCGGCUGGCAACAAAAUUGAUAAGCGCCUUGAUUUGGUUCCGUUGGUCUCCAGUCCCGGCUGGCAAUUUGACCAGAAUAACCUUUGGCGCCUGCCUGGUGCGCAUGGUGAUGAGGUUGUGCGCUCGGUAUACUUGGAUGAUCAGAGUCAAUCAGUCUUUACUUGUGGCGAGGACGGGUUCGUGCGGGUGUGGAAGCCUGAUGGGGAUGAUUCGCAAGCCCAGGCUGGAUCUACAAAGACUUCGCGGAAGGAGAAGAAACAGAAAGAUCGGUUCCGGCCUUAUUAG